AUGGUGUCGGACGCCAGCAAGAAGAAGGCGGCGCAGAAGAAGGCCGCCGCCGCCGCAAAGAGGGGCGCCAAGGUGCCCGCCUCCUCCUCCGCAUCGUCUUCCGCCUCCGCCAACAAGACUGGGGCCAAGGCCGCUGCCGACGCCCUCGCCGCCGUCCAGCUCUCGGACCGCACCUGCACCGCCGUGCUCACCUCCCACCCGCUCUCCCGCGACAUACACAUUGAGUCUCUCACUUUAACAUUCCACGGCCACGACCUACUUGUAGACACAGAACUGGAGCUCAACUACGGCAGGCGCUAUGGUUUGCUUGGUCUGAAUGGCUGCGGCAAGUCCUGCCUUCUCAAAGCAAUAGGGUGCAGGGAGCUUCCUAUCCCUGACCACAUGGAUAUAUACCACCUCAGCCAUGAGAUCGAGGCUUCAGACAUGUCUGCACUUGGAGCCGUCAUUAGCUGUGAUGAAGAAAGGGUCAAGCUGGAAAAGGAAGCUGAAGUUUUGGCUGCUCAAGAUGAUGGCGGUGGUGCAGCUUUGGAGCGCGUAUAUGAGCGGUUAGAAGCAAUUGAUGCAUCCACCGCUGAAAAGCGUGCUGCUGAGAUUUUGUUUGGCUUAGGCUUUAACAAGCAGAUGCAGGCCAAGAAAACCAGGGACUUUUCUGGCGGUUGGCGCAUGAGGAUUGCUUUGGCAAGAGCUCUGUUCAUGAAUCCAACCAUCCUUUUGCUCGAUGAGCCUACCAAUCAUCUUGAUCUUGAGGCAUGCGUGUGGCUGGAAGAAACGCUGAAGAAAUUUGACCGUAUACUUGUUGUGAUAUCACACUCUCAAGACUUCCUGAAUGGAGUAUGUACCAACAUCAUCCACAUGCAGAACAGGAAGCUGAAGCUGUACACUGGGAAUUUCGACCAGUAUGUCCAGACGCGAUCUGAGCUGGAGGAGAACCAGAUGAAGCAGUACAGGUGGGAGCAGGACCAGAUUGCGUCGAUGAAGGAGUACAUCGCGCGCUUCGGGCACGGGUCCGCCAAGCUGGCACGUCAGGCCCAGAGCAAGGAGAAGACGCUGGCCAAGAUGGAGCGCGGCGGGCUGACGGAGAAGGUGGCGAGGGACAGGAUCCUGACGUUCCGGUUCGCCAACGUGGGCAAGCUCCCGCCGCCGGUGCUGCAGUUUGUGGAGGUGACGUUCGGGUACACGCCGGACAACCUGAUCUACAAGAAGCUGGACUUUGGCGUGGACCUGGACUCGCGGGUGGCGCUGGUGGGGCCCAACGGGGCGGGUAAGAGCACGCUGCUGAAGCUGAUGACGGGGGAGCUGGUGCCGCUGGACGGGAUGGUGCGGCGGCACAACCACCUGCGGAUCGCGCAGUUCCACCAGCACCUGGCGGAGAAGCUGGACCUGGACCUGUCUGCGCUGCAGUACAUGCUGAACGAGUACCCGGGUAACGAGGAGGAGCGGAUGCGGGCGGCGAUCGGCAGGUUCGGGCUGUCGGGGAAGGCGCAGGUGAUGCCGAUGCGCAACCUGUCGGACGGGCAGCGGAGCCGGGUGAUCUUCGCGUGGCUGGCAUGGCGCGAGCCUCAGAUGCUGCUGCUGGACGAGCCGACGAACCACCUGGACAUCGAGACGAUCGACUCGCUGGCGGAGGCGCUGAACGAGUGGGACGGGGGCCUGGUGCUGGUGAGCCAUGACUUCAGGCUGAUCAACCAGGUGGCGCAGGAGAUCUGGGUGUGCGAGAAGCAGGCGGUGACGCGGUGGGAGGGGGACAUCAUGGAGUUCAAGGAGCACCUGAAGAGCAAGUCGGGCGGCAUGUCGGACGACUGA
This is a messenger RNA of Triticum turgidum subsp. durum (durum wheat), 1803 nucleotides long. NCBI's taxonomy places the organism in Eukaryota, Viridiplantae, Streptophyta, Magnoliopsida, Poales, Poaceae. The record is from the annotation of a GenBank genome assembly.